AAUCCCUCAAUUACGAUCCUUCCUACUCUUAGAUAAAGCUUUACAUCAGUUCUUCCUGUCGCAAGGAGAUGGAUGCCAUUGAUUCAGUUGUCGAUCCCUUGAGAGAGUUUGCUAAAGACAGUGUCCGUCUCGUCAAGAGAUGCCACAAGCCCGAUCGUAAAGAAUUCUCAAAGGUUGCACUCCGUACUGCGAUCGGUUUCGUGGUGAUGGGAUUCGUCGGUUUCUUCGUGAAGCUGAUCUUCAUCCCCAUCAACAAUAUAAUCGUCGGCUCUGGUUAGGACAUGGAUUUACAAUGUUUCAGAGGGCAAAACCUGAAUUCUCUUUGGAACUAUUCUUAGUUUUCAAACAGUUUUUUCGGAAGAUUUUGUUUACAUACCAUUUAGACUUUGUUUCAUACAUUUCUCUAUUUGUUAUAUUUUUUCCGAAAAUUUUGUUUACAUACCAUUUAGACUUUCUUUCAUACAUUUCUCUAUUUGUUAUUUUUUAGUUUCGGGUUAACUUCUCUAGAGUUCAUCAAUCUCAACUUUUCCAUUGUUUGCUAUUUCUCCGUUUGGCGAUUGAUCAUCAAUGGCAAGUGAUUGCCUCAA
Impatiens glandulifera is the source of this 587-nucleotide messenger RNA. Its product is annotated as protein transport protein Sec61 subunit gamma-like. The coding region runs from base 69 to 278 and encodes 69 amino acids. Gene Ontology annotation, molecular function: transmembrane protein transporter activity. Lineage: Eukaryota; Viridiplantae; Streptophyta; Magnoliopsida; Ericales; Balsaminaceae. The transcript has 3 exons. Gene Ontology annotation, biological process: protein targeting; post-translational protein targeting to membrane, translocation. The record is from RefSeq and is a predicted model, not a curated record. Gene Ontology annotation, cellular component: membrane; Ssh1 translocon complex.